CCAUCGGUGCAGCAUUAUUGCAUCAGUGCUUCACGACAGUGGUGCUGUGUCGGAGGCAACGUGCAAGUUCUCGGCAAGAUAAGUAACCAUGAAAAUGUUCGUGCUGAUGUGGCUGGCGUGCUUCGGGAGUGCGAGCCACGCCGCGACGGUCGGACAAGUGCUAACUUACCGCAAACUUCAGGGUCAUCAGAUUGUUCGCAUCAGCGGCGACUCUCUGGAUACGUUCCUGUCGGAGGCGCUGAAGGCGAUCCCUAGCCUAGACAUCCUUCAUCGCCAUUCAGUCGGAGAGACUCGUGCUCGCGUCGCUCCUACAGACAAGGAGGCCUUCCAUAGCUUGCUCGCACACUCGGAUCUCGAACAUGACGUCGAAGUGGAGGACUUGUCAGAAUAUCUCAGGGCCCACGAUUUGAAGCAGCAGCGAGCGGCGUCAGCGCGCUUAGAAGAAACUUGCGAUGAGAGCGGUUGUCCUGCUCCUCUUAAAUCGUCAUACAUGACUUUCGAGCAGAUGGAGAGGUACAUGAUGGAUCUGGCAUCCAACAACCCUGCCCGCGUUCAACUCACUUCGAUAGGCAAAUCUUUUGAGGGUCGCGACAUUUGGAUGGUUCACGUGUCGCCCGAUGGAUCGAGAAUCUCCGACUCAGACUCGGCGUCUCCAGGAUCCGUUUGGAUCGAAGGAGGCCUCCAUGCUCGUGAAUGGAUUUCGCCUUCUUCAACUCUGCAUUUGCUCCACGAACGAGUGACUGCAUGCGACAGCCAGUGUGACCUCGAUUACUAUUUCGUGCCCAUUGCCAACCCUGAUGGUUACGAAUAUUCGAGAACAACCGACAGAAUGUGGCGCAAAAAUCGAGCGGUAACAACGAGGUCCGACUGCGGUGGUGUUGAUCUGAACCGAAACUGGGAUUACAAAUUCGGCGUGGGUGCUUCUUCUGAUCCCUGCAGCGAAACUUACAUGGGCCCGGCAGCUUUUUCCGAGCCAGAAACUCGUGCACUUAGCAACGCCAUGUCCAAGGUAGAUAACCUGAAGCUGAUGAUCACUUUUCAUAGUUUUGGCCAAGCAGUGCUGUACCCGUGGGGAUGGACCAAUGAGCCCAUAGAAGACAAAGAACAACUUGUACGCGCAGGAAAUGCAUUCGCAGACGCAGCAAUGAGAAUCACGGGGAAGAGUUACGCAGUGGAAAACUCGGCGGGAGGCUUGUACUUUGCCUCUGGAGCUACCGAUGAUUGGGCCAAGAAAGUCUUGAACGCACCAUACUCCUUCACGAUAGAACUUCGUGACUCAGGAAUGAAUGGAUUUAUUUUAGAUGCGUCAGAAAUUGGGCCAACUGCUCGAGAAGUCGUCGCAGGCGUCAGUGCCCUUAUUUCUGAGAUACGAAAAUAAUUCCAGAAAAAUGAGUCGUGGGUUCAAAUAAUGACUCAGAAUAAUAAAUCUGUACGCGAAAAUCUA
This is a messenger RNA of Hyalella azteca, 1444 nucleotides long. RefSeq names its product carboxypeptidase B. Gene Ontology annotation, biological process: proteolysis. NCBI's taxonomy places the organism in Eukaryota, Metazoa, Arthropoda, Malacostraca, Amphipoda, Hyalellidae. Gene Ontology annotation, molecular function: metallocarboxypeptidase activity; zinc ion binding. Bases 89 to 1378 code for a protein of 429 amino acids. The transcript has 7 exons. The record is from RefSeq and is a predicted model, not a curated record.